CUCUCCACAAAACAGGACGAUAACCUUUAUGGCUGUCCUAAAGAAGUUGGUUCGGGAUAUUUUUCACUCCUUAUAGAAGUUAAUACAUCUAAGAAUUUAAAUGUUUAUUAAAAAGUUUUUGUGACAAUAACAAUUUUGGAUGCUUUAUAUAAGCUGUGUCAAAAUGUUAACUAACACAACAAAACCAUUUUCAGUGUUAACUGUGCUAACAUUAGGUUUUAUUGGCGUUAUAUUUUGUAUAAGCCACACCUCUGCCAACCCAGAUGCUAAACGGUUAUACGAUGACUUGUUGAGUAAUUAUAACAGGUUAAUUAGGCCUGUUAGAAAUCACUCGACAAACAUUCUAGUUAAACUGGGACUGAGAUUAUCCCAGCUCAUCGAAUUGAAUUUAAAAGAUCAGAUUUUAACUACUAACGUGUGGUUGGAGCAUGAGUGGCAUGAUUAUAAGUUUAUGUGGGACCCGCAAGAGUAUGGAGGAGUUACGGAGCUUUAUGUACCUUCUGAGCAUAUAUGGUUACCAGAUAUUCUUUUGUACAACAAUGCUGAUGGCGAAUACGUCAUAACCACAAUGACCAAGGCAGUGCUCAGAUACGACGGAAACAUCCAAUGGACUCCUCCGGCCAUAUUCAAGUCUUCCUGCGAAAUUGACGUCCGGUACUUCCCGUUUGAUCAGCAAACCUGCUUUAUGAAGUUCGGGAGUUGGACCUAUGGAAGUCAAAUCGAUUUGCAACAUAUAAACCAAAAACCGGGCGAAGAUAUUGUGGCAGUGGGUAUAGAUCUUCGGGAAUAUUAUCCUAGUGUGGAGUGGGAUAUUCUGGCUGUUCCAGCUGAACGGCAUGAGAAGUAUUAUCCCUGCUGUCCAGAACCAUAUCCAGAUAUAUUCUUUAACAUCACCCUGCGUAGGAAGACGUUAUUCUAUACAGUUAACCUUAUAGUACCUUGCGUGGGAAUCUCCUAUCUAUCGGUGCUGGUGUUUUAUUUACCAGCAGACUCUGGAGAAAAAAUUGCUUUGUGCAUCAAUAUUCUACUCUCGCAAACCAUGUUUUUCUUGCUUAUAUCAGAAAUUAUACCGUCAACCUCCUUGGCUCUCCCUUUAUUAGGAAAAUACAUUCUAUUCACAAUGGUGAUGGUGGGUUUCUCAGUAGUGAUUACAAUAAUAAUACUAAACGUUCACUACCGUAAACCAAGUACACAUAAGAUGGCGCCAUGGGUUAGAAGCUUCUUUAUAAAAUCAGUACCAAAACUGCUUCUUAUGCGAGUACCAAAAGAUUUACUCACAGAACUUGCCGCCCGAAAAAUUCCCUCUAUUCGACUUCAAGGUAAAACCGCCAGAGAACUAGAAGCUUUAAGUCCUAGUUCUAGCUCCAGCUCAUCCAGCUCUAGCAGACACCGAGGUAUAAGAGGAUGCAACGGGUUGCACUCCACUACUGCAACCAGCAGUUACUUUCGUUCCAGGCUAAGAGGGUUCGCUGGUUCGUUGGGCGCUAGGAUGGGUUACAACGGUCUCCCGUCUGUUUUUUCUGGAUUGGAUGAGAGUGAUUCGGGAGCGAGGAAAAAAUAUCCUUUUGAACUUGAGAAGGCGAUUCAUAAUGUGAUGUUUAUUCAGCAUCAUAUUACGAGACAGGAUCAGUUUAAUGCAGAAGAUCAAGAUUGGGGCUUCGUAGCCAUGGUCCUGGACCGAAUGUUCCUCUGGAUAUUCAUCAUCACCUCCUUAGUAGGAACAGUCUCUAUAUUAUGCGAAGCACCAUCUUUGUAUGACGACACGAAACCGAUUGAUAUGGAACUUUCUUCUGUGGCACAACAACAAUUUUUGCCUGAUCUUGAUUUCUAAAUGUUAAGCAAGUAGUGUAGUUUCUAAAUUAAUUGCGCAUUUAUUAUUCAUUAGUUUAUACGAUAAGUUAUAAAAUGUAAAGUGGUAUAUUGAGUAGAUAUUCCUCUCUAAGACAAUCUGACAAAGAUAAGGUGUGUUAAAUUAUAGUAUUAAGUAAGACAUUAUUGAAAGUUUUGCACUUGUACAUGUUACCUCACAUUCUACUAUUUAGAUAGUAUCUAAGUGUUUUAAUUAUUAAUUACAAAUCUUGUU
Anthonomus grandis grandis is the source of this 2083-nucleotide messenger RNA. RefSeq names its product acetylcholine receptor subunit alpha-like 2 (gene nAChRalpha2). The record is from RefSeq and is a predicted model, not a curated record. Gene Ontology annotation, biological process: regulation of membrane potential; chemical synaptic transmission; monoatomic ion transmembrane transport. Bases 140 to 1831 code for a protein of 563 amino acids. Gene Ontology annotation, molecular function: transmembrane signaling receptor activity; acetylcholine-gated monoatomic cation-selective channel activity. The transcript has 8 exons. NCBI's taxonomy places the organism in Eukaryota, Metazoa, Arthropoda, Insecta, Coleoptera, Curculionidae. Gene Ontology annotation, cellular component: postsynaptic membrane; synapse; neuron projection.